Molecule: messenger RNA, 1425 nt
Organism: Daphnia carinata
Lineage: Eukaryota; Metazoa; Arthropoda; Branchiopoda; Diplostraca; Daphniidae
Product: galectin-9-like
Exons: 6
Coding region: 221-1132 (303 amino acids)
Molecular function (GO): carbohydrate binding; galactoside binding
Source: RefSeq, a predicted model, not a curated record
UUGGAGCAAUAUAAAAGGCAACAAACAUCAAGAGAAUUCUACUGAAUGAUAAGUGUUAUCAGCUAGCCAACUGGCCUGUAUCUUCGUCAAUCAUGAAACCGACGAUGCAUUGAUAACCAACCGGUUGGGCUCUGAACCCCACAUUCAGUUCUGCAUAUCGGAGCCACACUACAUGUAAGAAAGACUAAUUCCUGUUUCUGCAAGAUCGGCAUCACUGAAAAUGAUGACAAUUACCAAUCCAGUGAUUCCCUAUGUUACAGGCUUACCUGGUGGCUGUUUGCAGGUAGGGAGCAUGAUCAUUGUCCAUGGUCAGCCAACUUUUAAUUGUAACAGGUUUUGUGUAAGCUUAGUCUGUGGGCCGCAGCCGGAACUUGGUGAUAUCGCAUUCCAGUUGACUGCGCAUUUUGACACAAAUUGGGUCAUCCGCAAUAGCAAAAUAAAUAAGGAGUGGGGUGUCGAAGAGGGGACGGCAACACGCAAAUUCCCCUUCCAACGCCUUCAACCUUUCCAGCUUGAGAUUUUCACUAGUUCGUCCUGUUAUGUGGUUGCCAUUGAUGGAAAUCAUUAUUGUGAAUACGCCCAUCGUGUUUCCUAUUCCCAAGCUAACACUCUUCAAAUCACUGGAGAUGUCCAAGUCAGCACGGUUGAAUUUAGAUCAACAAACACUUACCCAACAUUUCCAUCAGGCAAUCGCCUUAACGUAGCCAAUCCGCCGAUCCCUUUUGCUUCGUCGAUCAACGGACCUCUGUCAGUGGGAAACGAAAUUCAAAUUCAUGGACAAGUGAAGCCACAUCCUAAUAGGUUCCACAUAAACUUGCAGCAAGGGUGUCAGAGUCCUCCUUCGCCAACCAUCGUUUUCCAUUUCAAUCCCAGAUACGAAGGCGGAAAUCGCGUUAUCGUCAUGAAUUCCUUAUUAGGCGGCCAAUGGGGAUCCGAGCAGCGCAUUGCGAGCGGAAGACUUCUCGCGCCUGGAACCACAUUUGUGCUGAUCAUUAGACGUCAAGCCUACAAUUUUGAAAUCCUGAUCAAUGCAACUACCAUCGCCCAUUACGCCCACCGCAUCGGAGCCGACAUUGUAGAUUCGGUUACCAUCGAUGGGGAUGUGAUCGUCGGUAAAGUCGUCGCGAUUUAGAAAACCUAAUCAAAGCAGUUUAUGCACAUUCCAAAUAUGUAAAACCUUUGCCAAAAUUGCUGCUGAUAGUUUACCCUUUAGUUGUCUGGAGCUGUAAGCAAUUGGUGCGAACCCAACCUCUAGAAUCACCAUACCGUGUGAUUUUAUAACUUGGUCCAUUAGUAAAGUACCUAUUUUUCCUGUUAAUUAGAGACACAAAAGGUACAACAAACUUGUUAGAUUAUCGGCUAUUUUCCAAUAUCAAUAAAAAAUAUAUGUUUGUGUAGCACAUGCCAAUAUGUGCCAUGCCAGUA